AUUGAUGUAUGAAAUUGUGAUUGUCAAAAUUCAAUAAUGAUAAUUUUAUCAAAAGAUAUAUUUAUUAACAAUAACAAAAUAAACUUUAAUCUCCGCCACAUUUUAUUUAUAUAAUUGGUACAAGUAAGACGGCUUUAAAUUAUGAAGAAAGACGAACUUGUAAAAUUAUGGGUGCUAAAGUUUUGUUUAAAAGUGUUGUAUCCAAAGUUCAACGUUUUUACAUUUCUUGUAUUUCUCGCUAUUAAAUAUAGGUAUUAUUACCUAAAAGGAAAAAUUCACAACAGCAAAAUGGACACAUACUCCUUAAAAACUCUACCAAAUGGUAGGAUUUUAUCACUUAUAAAAGAUAUUGUUACAGAAAAAUAUUUACGAGUUUUUUCCCAUAAGUGUAUUAUAAUAUCAAAAGAGCGGUAUAUACAAUUAUGUGUAGAAAACUUUUUUUAUCAUGACAAUGGUGUAUUAUGGGUUACUAUGAAAUUAUCACCUGAAAGUAAAAAGAAGCAACAAGAAAAUGUAGACAGCAGUCACUCAAAUCGUCUUAAAUAUAAUCUAAACUUCGUGACAUCUGAAAUUCACAAAAGAUUGUAUACAGAUAACAUAUCUGAAGUGAAGAGUGAAAGAAUUGUACCGCUGGUGGGCUCAAAUUUAGUAGAGGAAAAUGCGGCUUACACAAAUGAAGAUGAAUUAUUUAACAUAGCAUCUACUUUUGGUAUAAAUACUGAUGAUAUCGAUGUUACAUUUCAUCCAAUCAAUGCAUUUGAGAACGCACCUAAAAUUGCCACCUCCGCAGAAGUUAGUCUAAGUAUAAAUGAAUAUGACUUGGAAAAUGAUUUCUUAAAGGAAUUACUAAGCAAUCACUUUGAAACACCAAAAGCAGUCUGUUUGAACGAUAUGAUAAGCAUUAACUUAACGCCAACAAACAUGUCCAAAUAUAACUUCAGGUAUAUAGAUUUGGUGGAAAACUGUGGAAAAUUGUAUUUCAAAUGUAAGAAAUUAGAAGCAAAUGAAUCUUCCACUCCUGAAAAUUGUGAAACCCUUCAAGUCUUUUAUAUAGUGAAGGGCGUAACUCAAUUAACUUUAGGAGACGGCAUACAUACAGUGAAGCCGAGGAAUAAAUACUUUGAGGUAAAAGACUUAAACCAGCAACAGAUUUCACAUAUUUGUCCAACAGGUCUGAAAGACAGAUUUAACCAAAUACAGGAAACUAUAAAGCCUUUUUUGACUGGACAAAUAGACGAGAUGUCUUCCUCCCUACCAUCACCCAUCAUUCCGAUGAUACUUUUAACCGGUCCUAUUGGUUCAGGACGACAUCUCUUGGUUCGGGUUCUCGCUAAAUAUAACGGUUUGAAUUUCGUGCAAUUUGAUUGCAACUCAAUACAGAACUCGACAGCGAAACAAACAGAGAGCAAAAUCAGUUCUGUGAUACAGAAGGCGAAAUCUGCUGCGCCCGUUGUAGUUUUACUAGACAAUUUUGACGUAUUAGCUGUGGACUCCGAAAACAACGAGGACUUCAGAAUAACCGAGUACUUCAAUAGCACUGUGACCAACCUUUAUGAGAAUUAUACAAAACAACCGAUAAUAUUUAUAGCGUUAACUGAGAAGGCGGAUCUGAAGCCGAACAUGAUGAGAAUGUUCCUCGAGAGGAUAAACUUUAAGAAGUUAGACGUUGAACAGCGACAGGACACGUUGCAGUGGUUUAUAUCAGUGAUGAAUAUAACAACUGAUGAUGACGAAAAAGAUUUUUAUGAAAAUCACCAAAGAAUAGCGGACGGCAGCGAAAAACAUGUGCUAAGUGACCAUAUGAAGGAUGUUCUGUAUAGAGUGGCGUCAAAGACUGAGACGUUUCUCCAAGGGGAUAUAGACGUUCUCAUGCAUUUUGCUCUGCGGGAGUCGUACUUGAAGCAAACAAAAUGCCCUACACUUAUUACCAGAGAUGCUGACCUCCGUUUCAUACAAGAAGAAGAUUUCGAUAAAGCUUUGGAAACCAUGAGAAGUCUUCAGAGCCAACAUCUGGAUGCACCGAAAAUUCCCAAAGUAUACUGGGAAGAUAUCGGUGGACUGGCCAGACUGAAGAAGGAGCUGUUAAAAACAAUAGAGUUUCCAAUUAAAUACCCUCAUCUUUUUAAAUCGUCGUCACUUAAGAGAUCAGGCAUAUUAUUAUAUGGACCGCCGGGCUGCGGGAAGACGCUGGUAGCUAAGGCCGUGAGCACAGAACUGAACGUGAGUUUCAUGAGUGUGAAGGGCCCGGAGCUUCUGAACAUGUAUAUCGGACAGUCGGAGGAAAAUGUCCGAAAAGUGUUCUCGGCGGCGCGGGCCUCCUCCCCCUGCAUCGUCUUCCUGGAUGAACUAGACGCGCUGGCUCCGAGGCGGGGUGCCACGGGGGACUCCGGCGGGGCCAGCGACCGCGUCGUCAGCCAACUACUGGCUGAGGUGGACGGAGUCGACGGAGAAGACUCUCCAUCAUCGAGCUUCGUGUUCAUAAUGGGCGCAACGAACAGGCCGGAUUUAUUGGAACAGUCGUUGCUGAGACCGGGUCGACUAGACAAAUUGGUGUACGUUGGACCUUACACUGGCCUGACUGAGAAGACCUCGGUCUUGACGGCAUUGUGUAGAAGUUAUAAGCUCCGACCGGAAGUAGACCUGGAGGCUGUGGCAGCAACGCUUCCGGAUAGCUGCACGGGCGCGGACCUCCUGCAAGUGACCACGACCGCGCGGUCCGCAGCUGUUAGGGGCCUAGUAGACAAACUGCACAAUGGACUGGUCAAAGAAAGCGAGCUCAGCGCUGAGUCCGUUGUGAUCGGCGUGUCUGAUUUCUGGGAAGGUGUGGAAUCAUUCCGACCAUCUGUCACCGAGGAAGAACUGGCGUACUACGAAUCGCUCCAAAGACAAUUCUAAUAAUAAGAAAUUUUGUAAAUAAAAUAAAUAAAAACUAUUAUUUGUAUUGGGAGAUAAAAUAUACAUUUUAUUUUUUUUUAUU
Danaus plexippus (monarch butterfly) is the source of this 2977-nucleotide messenger RNA. RefSeq names its product peroxisomal ATPase PEX6-like (gene Pex6). The record is from RefSeq and is a predicted model, not a curated record. The coding region runs from base 142 to 2895 and encodes 917 amino acids. Gene Ontology annotation, molecular function: ATP hydrolysis activity; ATP binding. Gene Ontology annotation, biological process: protein import into peroxisome matrix. Lineage: Eukaryota; Metazoa; Arthropoda; Insecta; Lepidoptera; Nymphalidae. The transcript has 10 exons. Gene Ontology annotation, cellular component: peroxisomal membrane; cytosol.